AGAAGAGUCCGACAGACGGGCAGAGACAGACAACCUACCUGGACAUGGAUCACCUGCUCAUGCUUCUGAUGCCGCUGUGGAGCUCAGGUGCUCAGUGUGGAACCACAGCCCAGGAUGGUGGACGUCUCCUCCAGCAUCUCACCUGAGAGCUUCAACACCAUCAGGUCCUUUCUCACCAAAGUAGUAAGAAACAAGGACAUCGGACCAGACAGAACCCAGAUUGCCGGUAUCAGUCGUGCUCCUCCUGGCUCCGGUGUUGACCAGCUGCAUGGCUCUGGUCAUGCCGCUGGACUGCAGUGACAUCCAUAAUAAUGACAACAGCCGACCCAGCGGAGUGUACACCAUCUAUCCCAUCGGAUCCACGUCUGCUGUCCAGGUGUACUGUGACAUGGUCUCUCAAGAAGGACGCUGGACGGUGUUCCAGAGGAGGAUGGACGGCUCGGUGAACUUCUACAGGCCCUGGGAUCAAUACAAGUUUGGCUUCGGUAGUGCAGCAGGAGAGUACUGGCUCGGGCUUGAGACUCUCUUCCACCUGACGCUGAGGAAACGGUAUGAGCUGCUGGUCGACAUGGAGGACUUCAGUGGAAACACAGUGUCCGCUCGUUACUCCUCGUUCUCCAUCGACCCAGAGUCCUCCGGAUACACACUGCAUGUGUCUGGAUUCACUGAUGGAGGGGCAGGUGAACUCCUGAGUUCUCACAGCGGGCAGAAGUUCUCCACCUUCGACAAAGACCAAGACUCGUAUGCAGGGAACUGUGCCAGACUAUACUUGGGGGCAUUCUGGUACAGUAGCUGUCACUAUACAAACCCCAACGGGGUUUAUCGUUGGGGGGCUGAUGGCACUCUCUAUGCUGUUGGAGUUGAUUGGUACCAUUGGAAGGGUCAUGACUACAUCCUGUAG
Anoplopoma fimbria (sablefish) is the source of this 901-nucleotide messenger RNA. Its product is annotated as microfibril-associated glycoprotein 4-like. The record is from RefSeq and is a predicted model, not a curated record. Gene Ontology annotation, biological process: elastic fiber assembly. The coding region runs from base 269 to 901 and encodes 210 amino acids. The transcript is spliced from 7 exons. NCBI's taxonomy places the organism in Eukaryota, Metazoa, Chordata, Actinopteri, Perciformes, Anoplopomatidae.